Saccoglossus kowalevskii is the source of this 1282-nucleotide messenger RNA. RefSeq names its product DNA polymerase delta subunit 3-like. The record is from RefSeq and is a predicted model, not a curated record. Gene Ontology annotation, molecular function: DNA-directed DNA polymerase activity. Gene Ontology annotation, cellular component: nucleus; delta DNA polymerase complex. Gene Ontology annotation, biological process: DNA replication; DNA synthesis involved in UV-damage excision repair; DNA strand elongation involved in DNA replication. NCBI's taxonomy places the organism in Eukaryota, Metazoa, Hemichordata, Enteropneusta, Harrimaniidae.
GGUCAUAGGUGAAAGGUUAAACUGGCGCGGCAAAUAAGAUGGCGAUGGAUGAGCUGUAUCUGGAGAAUCUUCAAGAAUAUGUCGUAGAUGAGAACAAAAUUGUGACGUAUAAAUGGCUUAGUAAGACUCUAUCUGUACACGUAAAUCAAGCAAAGCAAAUGCUUUACAUGUAUGUUCAGAAGCAGAAGAAAAAAGAUUUAUGUGUAACAUACUUAGUAGGAGGUGAACAGAAGGAUGGUGAUGGUUUGGUGAUGAAAAAGUUAUCACUAGUAAGAGGUAACCAGUUAGAGGCUACGAAAUGCAGUUUAGAUAAAGUUACUAGUGUGCAUAUUUAUAGCAUUCAUAAAUGCCUACUUAAGGACAGCAAUGCUUUGUAUACUGUGGACUAUGAUAUCACUAAGGAACAUUUACAUCAAUCUAAUAAGUUCGGUGCCAUCCAGUGUAAUGAUGCCAAACCACGGCCAAGGCAAGGUGUAACUGAAGUAACACAGAAUACAACUGAAUCAAUACCAAAACCAAAAGUAGUCACUCAAAAGGGAAGUAAUAAAGGCAAAACUGGUAUUGGUGAAAUGUUUAGUAAAGUACAAGCUAAAAGUAAAACUAAACCUAAAAAGGAAGAAAAUGGCACUGUUCAUAAAGAGAAUUCAACUGCACCCAAAACACAAAAACUUGCUUCGUUUUUUAAUGAAGAUGCUCCAAAGAAAAUAGAGAAAAAGAAAACAAUAAUAGAAAAAUCAAAAACUGAAAUCUUGGAUGAGGAGGAAGAUGUAAGAAUCUCAUCAGAAGAGGAACAAGUUGCAGAAAAUAUAAUUGCUGAUUCUGAAGAAUCAGAAAAGGAAGAGGUAACAAAACAACCAAUGAAAAAACGAAAAAGGCGCAGAGUCAGAGAGAUGUCUGACAGUGAUGAUGAUGAUGACGAGGCUAAAGAAGUGGUUGAGGAGAAACCAUCAGAGACCACGGUCAAACAUGAUGCUGGUAAUAUUAGUGGACAUUACAAGAAAAAAAGGAGAGUUUUGAAAUCUAAGACCUUCAUGGAUGAUGAUGGAUGUAUGGUUACCGAAAAAGUUUGGGAAAAUGAAUCAGCUGACAGUGAGCCUGAAGAAGUCAACACUAAACAAAAACAACAAACAAAUUCCAAUCCCAUCAAGCUUAAGAAAAAAUCUCCAAUGAAAAGCAAACAACCAUCCUUAAUGAGUUUCUUCAAGAAAAAAUGAGUUGUAACAGAGAAGAGAAUGUUUACUCCAAUGAUUUAUUUACCAAUAAAUGUGUAUGCAGUAGAAGU